This is a messenger RNA of Radiomyces spectabilis, 1190 nucleotides long. Its product is annotated as WD40-repeat-containing domain protein. The record is from RefSeq and is a predicted model, not a curated record. The transcript has 7 exons. Bases 41 to 1129 code for a protein of 362 amino acids. NCBI's taxonomy places the organism in Eukaryota, Fungi, Mucoromycota, Mucoromycetes, Mucorales, Radiomycetaceae. Gene Ontology annotation, molecular function: protein binding; RNA binding. Gene Ontology annotation, cellular component: catalytic step 2 spliceosome.
GUUGUCGCUCUUGUCGUUCGUAAAAGACACUUGAUUCAAAAUGUCUGCAGAAAAGAGGAAAGAAUCAGCCAGUAGUGCUCCCGCAGGUGCAGUCGUCAAACGCGCAAAAGCUGACGACACCAACGAUUCUUCUGCUUUGAUUACCUUGUCAACUGAAAGAUCGGGAACCAGUAACGCCAUCGUGGGCACUAUUAAACGUACAUCUAGCUUAAAUUCACCCGUAAUGCAAUUAACUGGCCAUGAGGGUGAAGUCUUUUCCUGUAAAUUCGAUCCCACCGGUGAGCAUAUUGCUUCCACAGGAUUCGAUAGACAAAUUAUGUUAUGGAACACGUAUGGCGACUGCCAAAAUUAUGGUGUAUUAAGAGGACAUUCAAACGCUGUUAUGGAAUUACAUUGGUCCCGCGAUUCAAGUCAAAUCUUCAGCUGUUCAGCAGAUAAAUCGGUGUCUAUUUGGGAUGUGAAAGCAGGUGAACGUGUUCGACGAUGGAAGGGACAUACGCAAGUGGUGAACAGCUGUCAGGUUGCUCGUCGAGGCCCAGAGACAGUGGUUUCUGGAAGUGAUGACGGUUGCAUAAAAUUAUGGGACAGUCGAGAAAAAGCAGCAGUACAAACCUUUGAAGAUAAAUUCCAAGUCACCAGCGUUUGCUUCAGCGAUGCAGCAGAUAUGGUUUUUGCUGGUGGUCUCGAUAACGAAAUCAAGGUGUGGGAUUUACGCAAAAAGGCAGUGGCCUACACAUUAAGCGGUCACUUGGAUACUAUUUCUGGUAUGUCCCUGAGUCCCGACGGAUCCUAUCUCUUGUCAAAUUCUAUGGAUAAUACAGUGUGUAUCUGGGAUGUGAAGCCGUUCGCUCCUGCCGAUCGACGUGUCAAGGUAUUCGAAGGCGCACCUCACGGCUUUGAGAAGAACUUGAUCAAGCCAUGCUGGUCGACGGACGGAAAUCAAAUUGCCUGUGGUUCGGCCGAUCGAUCCGUUGUCAUUUGGGAGGUAUCAUCGGGCAAGAUCCUUUACAAGUUACCGGGCCACAAGGGUUGUGUCAACGAUGUGGAUUGGCAUCCUAAAGAACCCAUCAUUUUGAGUUGUAGCACAGAUAAGACCAUGUUCAUGGGUGAAGUGAAGCCCACCCAGUAAUCCCUGUUAAAUAAAUCAGCCAACAUAAACGAAAUUGUAUAUUUAUAUGGCUUGCCUUUAC